Messenger RNA from Kwoniella shivajii, 1629 nucleotides. Its product is annotated as GMP synthase [glutamine-hydrolyzing]. Gene Ontology annotation, molecular function: ATP binding; GMP synthase (glutamine-hydrolyzing) activity; GMP synthase activity. Gene Ontology annotation, biological process: GMP biosynthetic process. Lineage: Eukaryota; Fungi; Basidiomycota; Tremellomycetes; Tremellales; Cryptococcaceae. The coding region runs from base 1 to 1629 and encodes 542 amino acids. The transcript has 8 exons. The record is from RefSeq and is a predicted model, not a curated record. Gene Ontology annotation, cellular component: cytosol.
AUGUCAGCUGCUACAGAGGAAAUUCAUAGUUUGUACGAUACCAUUUUGAUCCUUGAUUUCGGAUCUCAGUACUCCCAUUUGAUCACUAGAAGAUGUCGUGAGAUCAACGUUUACUGCGAAAUGUUACCUUGUACGCAAAAGAUUUCAGAUUUAAAGUGGAAACCCAAAGGUGUCAUUCUCUCUGGAUCACCUUACUCAGUUUACGCCGACGACGCACCUCAUGUGGAUCCAGCAGUAUUCGAAUUGGGUGUACCCAUCUUGGGUAUCUGUUAUGGAUUACAAGAAAUCGCUAGAACUCACGGUGGUAAUGUCGAUGCUCAUUCUCAUAGAGAAUAUGGUUAUGCCAAGAUAAAAGUAGAGAAAACUGGUAAUAAAUUACAAGAUGCUUUGUUUGAAGGUAUUGAGAUGGAAGAAGAUGGUGGAUUGCAGGUAUGGAUGUCUCACGGAGAUCAACUUACAUCCCUACCACCUAAUUUCUCUGUAGUAGCAUCUACACCCACUUCACCAUGGACCGCUAUCGCUCAUCAAUCCAAACCCUUUUUCGGCGUCCAAUUUCACCCGGAAGUUUCUCAUUCACCAAAAGGAAAAGAAGUCAUAGCUGCUUUCGUCAAAAACGUAUGUGAAAUCAAAGGUGGUUGGUCAAUGGAUAGCUUCAUCCCUAAAGAAAUCGCUAGAAUUAGAAAGAUCUGUGGUGAAAAAGGUCAAGUCAUAGGUGCUGUCUCAGGUGGUGUGGAUAGCACAGUUGCUGCUAAAUUAAUGCAUGAAGCUAUUGGUGAUCGAUUCCACGCUAUCAUGGUCGACAAUGGUGUACUCCGAAAGGACGAAGCUGCCAAAGUUCACCAAAUGUUGACGGUCGAUUUAGGUGUAAACCUUACCGUAGUAGACGCAUCUGAAUUAUUCUUAUCGCGACUAGCGGGAGUAGAAGAUCCAGAGAAGAAGAGGAAAAUCAUUGGAAACACUUUCAUUGAAGUAUUCGAAGAUGAAGCUGCUAAACUCGAAGCUGCAGCAGAGAAAGAAUUAGCCGAGAAAGGUGGUGAUGCAAAGGGAAAGAUUGAAUGGUUACUUCAGGGUACCCUCUAUCCAGAUGUUAUCGAAAGUAUCUCUUUCAAAGGUCCUAGUGCAACCAUCAAAACUCAUCACAACGUUGGUGGUCUAUUAGAAGAUAUGAAGUUGAAAUUGAUUGAACCUCUCAGAGAGUUAUUCAAGGAUGAAGUAAGAGCUCUUGGAAGACUUCUUGAUAUCCCUGCUCAUCUUGUUGGAAGACAUCCUUUCCCUGGACCAGGUCUUGCCAUUCGAAUCUUAGGUGAAGUAACAAGAGAUCAAAUCAAGAUUCUUCAACACGCAGAUGAUAUCUACAUUGAAGAAGUAAGAGCAGCAGGAUUAUACGAUCAAAUCUCACAAGCUUUCGUUGCGUUAUUGCCAGUAAAAGCUGUUGGUGUAGCUGGUGACGCAAGAACUUAUGAUCAAGUAGUAGCUUUAAGAGCUGUCUCAACUGAAGAUUUCAUGACGGCUGAUUGGUUCGUUUUCCCUCCUCAAGUAUUAAAGAAGAUUUCUUCCAGAAUCACCAAUGAGGUAAAAGGAGUUAACAGAGUCGUUUACGAUAUCACAUCUAAACCUCCAGGAACGUAA